This is a messenger RNA of Betta splendens (Siamese fighting fish), 3528 nucleotides long. RefSeq names its product oxysterol-binding protein-related protein 3-like. NCBI's taxonomy places the organism in Eukaryota, Metazoa, Chordata, Actinopteri, Anabantiformes, Osphronemidae. Gene Ontology annotation, molecular function: cholesterol binding. The coding region runs from base 378 to 2831 and encodes 817 amino acids. Gene Ontology annotation, cellular component: plasma membrane; perinuclear endoplasmic reticulum; intracellular membrane-bounded organelle. The transcript has 23 exons. The record is from RefSeq and is a predicted model, not a curated record.
CUCUAAGCCCCUCCCCAACUAUAACGCACGAGCCCGAGGCGAGGUAGUCCACAGUAACAGAUACUGUGCGUGUCUCCGCUGUGAGGAGAAAAUGUUGUAGCUUUCGCCAAAAACCUCAACCAGUGAUUGAGCAGCAACGCGGAGUGUCCCUUGUCUCAGCCGGGAGAAGGCAGAAAAACAGCUUUUGUGAUGCAGCCUGACAAACAGACGCGUUGGUCAAGAAUCUAUGAGCGCGCCGCUUCCCAAGACUGUCGUCUUCCUGUCGGAAUUUUUUGCUGACUGUUGUGGAGUGGCCUUCAAAGGUCAAAGUGAUGCUCCUGGCUCCGCUGUGAUCUCUGUUGCCGCGGUUCCCACAGAAACGAGACAACUGUCGCGGAAUGAUGACGUCGCCAUCGCCCACUCACAGUGACAGCAGCGGCUCCUCUAAGCAUGACAGCAACCGGGACAGUUGGGAGAUUGUGGAGGGGCUCAGGGGGGUUCCUGCCAACAUGCAGGAGCCGGACAGACAGGAGGGCUUCCUGCUCAAGAGGAGGAAGUGGCCCAUGAAGGGGUGGCACAAGAGAUACUUUCUGUUGGAGAGAGGCAUCUUGAAGUAUGCAAAGCACGGAGCUGAUCUGAAGAAGGGAAAGCUUCAUGGCUGCAUCGACGUCGGCCUUUCUGUCAUGUCCGUAAAGAAGAAGGCCAUGUGCAUUGACCUGGACACGGAGGACAACAUCUAUCACCUGAAGGUGAAGUCUCGGGAGCUGUUCGAGGAGUGGGUGUCGAGGCUCCGUCAUCACCGCGUCUUUCGGCAGAACGAGAUCGCCAUGUAUCCCCACGAGAGGCAUCUCUUCCACCCCCACGCCUCGCCGUCGCCCUCGCUCAGUGACACCCUGAGAAAACGGGCUACUCUGACCAAGCAGGCGUCCCUCCACCAGGCGAAGGUCAGCUCUUGGCUCCACUCUUCGGAGGACAUGGACAAGUGCUGCAAAGACCUGGAAGAAUGCGAAUCCUACCUCCUGGACCUCAACCUGCUGUUGAAGAGCAUGGAGGUCCUCCACCGCACGUACUCAGCUCCAGCCAUCAGUGCACUACCAGCAUCUACUUAUGACCUCCCCAAAAAGGAGAAGAGACCAAGAAGGUGGAGAUCCAAAAACAAUGGCAAAGAGAGCAAAGCCACACUUCAGGUUCCAAGCUGCAUAUCCUCCAAGUCGCCUCGUCUCCACGCCUCCAACCCCAACCUUUCCUCCACGGAGUCCAACGCGCAGGAGGCCUGUGCCGACGCCCCAGACUCACCCACAGACGCGUCUCGCCUGCAGGAGGACUUCUGCCAGCUGGCCAGCAGCAUCCACGCUACGCUGAAAUCAGCCUUUAGCUCCCUGGUAGCAGAGCGAGACAGGCUGCGGCACACCAUCGACAUGCAGGUCCCGCAGCCCACACAGGUCAUGGGCUUGAAAACCACCUAUGCCCCCGAAUGUCCCGGCGGCUCACACUCCUUGGUCCACCAGGUGUCCAAUGAGAGCAGAGCAUCUCUCCCGGAUUCCAUUUCAGAGUUCUUUGACGCUCAGGAGUACCUGCUCUCCUCCUCCUCCUCCGAGAACGAGGUGUCUGACGACGACUCCUACAUCAGCGAUGUCAGUGACAGCGUCUCCAUGGAUACCUGCAGCAAUGAGGGAGGCAGCGAGAGACACAACUCCGUCAGCAGCGUGGUGACGCUGGCCAGUCGUCGCUCCCUCUUGCCCUCCCCCAGUCCCACCAGCAGCGUCAGCCUGUGGAACAUCCUAAGGAACAACAUCGGCAAGGACCUGUCCAAGGUGGCCAUGCCGGUGCAGCUCAACGAGCCCCUCAACACCCUGCAGAGGCUGUGCGAGGAGUUGGAGUACAGUGAACUGCUGGACAUGGCCAACCAGACCCAGGACCCCUACCAACGCAUGGUGUAUGUUGCUACCUUUGCCAUAUCUUCCUAUGCCUGCACCUACCACCGGGCAGGAAGCAAACCCUUUAACCCAGUCCUGGGAGAGACCUAUGAGUGUGACAGACCUGAUAAGGGCUUCAGGUUUAUAGCGGAGCAGGUAAGUCAUCACCCCCCUGUGUCAGCUUGCCACGCGGACUCAAGGAACUUCACCUAUUGGCAAGAUGUUCGGUGGAAAAAUAAAUUCUGGGGGAAGUCCAUGGAAAUUGUUCCCAUGGGAACCACACAUGUCACACUACCUGCCUUUGGUGACCACUACGAAUGGAACAAAGUGACGUCCUGCAUUCAUAACAUCCUGAGUGGCCAGCGCUGGAUUGAACAUUAUGGAGAAAUGGCCAUUAAAAACAUCAACAGUGAUUCCUGUCAGUGUAAAGUCACAUUUGUGAAGGCAAAAUCAUGGAAUUCCACAGUAAAUGAGGUACAGGGUGUGAUUACUGAUUCGAAGGGUAAAGUUGUAUACCCCAUCUUUGGGAAGUGGCACGAGUCUAUGUUUCAAGGGGAUCCACCUUCUGCCACAUGCAUCUGGAGAGCAAACCCCAUGCCUGCGGACCACGACCAGUACUACGGCUUCACCCAGUUUGCAGUGGAGUUAAAUGAGCUCGAGUCAAUGCUGAGACCCUUCCUCCCCCCCACAGAUACACGCUUCAGGCCGGACCAGAGGCUGCUGGAGGAGGGGAACAUCGACGGAGCUGAGGAGCAGAAACAGAGGAUAGAGCAGCUCCAGAGGGAGAGGAGGAAAGUGUUGCAGGACAACAGCAUGACGCACCAGCCUCGCUUUUUCAAGAAGUCUAAGGAUGACACAUGGGUGAGCAACAACUUGUACUGGGAUCAGCGGAAGGACACUGGCUUCAGCAAACUGGACUUUCCUGUGUUGUGGUAACUCUGGACGUCUCCACUGCCCCUUGUCGCAGGAUGGGAAGUAAUAAAACUGAACUGAGACCAGCAUCGAAGUGUCUUAACCCGGUUAACAUGAACUGCUUCAUGUCAAGGCGACCCAAACCCUUGUGGGCUUCCUGGUUCCUCUUUACAGAUGAAGCUGAGUCUGUAGAACAACAUUUGAUUUACUUGUAUGGUUGAUUAUGAAUCAUGAGGCAAGAUGUUCGCCUCUUAUUGUCAUUAUUCUAAAAAACACACUGUCAGUAAACAGUAAGAUUUUAUUAAUUUUUUUUUGCAUCUUAGCAUUUACCAAAGUGCCUUUUAUUGCAGUGUGACACUCAGUCACCUGCUGAAACAGUUUUGCACACAGGAGACUGUAACGACUCCUCCAUUGAAUGAUGUCAGAGUGAUAAAGAGAUUUUAAAGGGUGAGAAAAGGGUCAGCCUUGAAAUUGAUGAGCGGCUCUAGUAUUCUUCCACUGAAUCAGCGUCAUGAAUUCAAGUUUGUGAUUGCUUUAAGCCAGCGGCUGAUCACAGGUUCUAUUUUUAAAAGCGGGCCUUUAGCCUUUUUUCAGCACGCUGCCUUGUUUUAAUCGGUCACGGUGGUCAUGGGAUUUAAAUAUUGUGAUAGUUUUUCACAGAUGAAAACAGCAAUAAUACUCCGUGUUUAUUAAACAUAAUAAACUGUAAUGUGGAAAAGUU